This is a messenger RNA of Chrysochloris asiatica (Cape golden mole), 1908 nucleotides long. It is a transcript of the gene FARSB, whose product is annotated as phenylalanyl-tRNA synthetase, beta subunit. Gene Ontology annotation, biological process: phenylalanyl-tRNA aminoacylation. Gene Ontology annotation, molecular function: phenylalanine-tRNA ligase activity; magnesium ion binding; ATP binding. The record is from RefSeq and is a predicted model, not a curated record. Gene Ontology annotation, cellular component: cytoplasm; phenylalanine-tRNA ligase complex. NCBI's taxonomy places the organism in Eukaryota, Metazoa, Chordata, Mammalia, Afrosoricida, Chrysochloridae. Bases 31 to 1800 code for a protein of 589 amino acids. The transcript has 17 exons.
GCCGCGCAUGCCCAGUGAGCCUGACUCGCCAUGCCGACUGUCAGUGUGAAGCGCGACUUGCUCUUCCAAGCCCUGGGCCGCACUUACACUGAUGAAGAAUUUGAUGAACUUUGUUUUGAAUUUGGCCUGGAACUUGAUGAAAUUACUUCCGAGAAGGAACUCAUCAGUAAGGAGCAAGGUAAUGAAAAGGCAACUGGAGCCUCUGAUGUUGUCCUUUACAAAAUCGACGUCCCUGCCAACAGGUAUGAUCUCUUGUGUCUGGAAGGAUUGGUCCGAGGACUUCAGGUCUUCAAAGAAAGGAUAAAGGCUCCAGUAUAUAAACGGGUAAUGCCAAAGGGAGAAAUACAGAAAUUAGUGAUCACAGAAGAGACAGCUAAAGUACGCCCUUACGCUGUAGCGGCAGUACUCCGCAACAUCAAGUUCACUAAAGAGCGCUACGACAGUUUCAUUGAACUUCAGGAGAAGUUACAUCAGAAUAUCUGCAGAAAAAGAGCUCUAGUUGCUAUUGGAACUCAUGAUUUGGACACUUUGUCAGGCCCGUUUACAUAUACAGCGAAGCGUCCUUCAGAUAUCAAAUUCAAGCCUUUAAAUAAGACCAAGGAGUAUACAGCCUGUGAGCUGAUGACCAUGUACAAGACCGACAACCACCUUAAACAUUAUCUACAUAUCAUUGAAAAUAAACCUCUGUACCCAGUUAUCUCUGACAGCAACGGUGUUGUCCUCUCAAUGCCUCCAAUAAUCAAUGGGAAUCAUUCCAAAAUAACAGUGAAGACUAGAAAUGUGUUUAUUGAAUGCACAGGAACUGACUUUACUAAGGCAAAAAUCGUCCUGGAUAUCAUUGUCACCAUGUUCAGUGAAUAUUGUGAGAAUCCAUUCACGGUUGAAGCAGCUGAAGUUAUUUUCCCAAAUGGGAAAUCUCAUAUCUUUCCGGAACUGCCUUACCGAAAGGAGAUGGUGCGAGCAGAUUUCAUUAACAAAAAAGUUGGGAUCAGAGAAACUCCUGAAAAUCUUGCAAAGCUUCUGACCAGGAUGUAUUUAAAGUCAGAAGUCAUAGGCGAUGGGAAUCAGAUAGAGAUUGAAAUUCCUCCGACCAGAGCUGACAUUAUCCAUGCCUGCGAUAUUAUAGAAGAUGCUGCGAUUGCUUACGGAUAUAACAACAUUCAGAUGAGUCUCCCGAAAACAUACACCAUAGCUAAUCAAUUUCCUCUUAAUAAGCUCACAGAACUUCUGAGACACGACAUAGCAGCAGCCGGCUUCACUGAGGCGCUGACCUUUGCUCUGUGCUCCCAGGAAGACAUUGCUGAUAAACUUGGUGUGGCUAUCUCCGCAACCAAAGCAGUCCACAUAAGUAACCCUAAAACAGCUGAAUUUCAGGUGGCACGCACUACCCUUCUUCCUGGCCUCCUAAAGACCAUAGCAGCGAAUCGGAAGAUGCCCCUUCCUCUGAAAUUGUUUGAAAUAUCUGACAUCGUAGUAAAAGAUGCUAGCAGAGAUGUAGGUGCAAGGAACCACAGGCAUCUCUGUGCUGUUUAUUACAACAAGAGUCCUGGCUUUGAGAUCAUCCACGGGCUGCUGGACAGAAUCAUGCAGCUGCUCGAUGUGCCUCCUGGUGAGAAGAAGGGUGGCUAUGUGAUUAAGGCCUCAGAAGGCUCUGCUUUCUUCCCUGGACGAUGUGCUGAGAUCUUUGCCCGUGGUCAAAGCAUCGGGAAGCUUGGGGUCCUUCAUCCUGACGUCAUCACCAAAUUUGAGCUGACCAUGCCCUGCUCCUCCCUGGAAAUCAAUAUCGAACCCUUUCUGUGAAGAUGGGGCUGUGGUGUCUGAUUCACUCAAUCCUCCUCUGUGUCCCUAACCCGCCUCCACAGGGACCUCCGUGUGUGCUGUAAAGUUUAAUAAAGUAAAACCCCUGGC